Cutaneotrichosporon oleaginosum is the source of this 1073-nucleotide messenger RNA. RefSeq lists its product as uncharacterized. Lineage: Eukaryota; Fungi; Basidiomycota; Tremellomycetes; Trichosporonales; Trichosporonaceae. The record is from RefSeq and is a predicted model, not a curated record.
ACAAAGCCGAGAUAAUGACGCUCGCUUACUCCAGUCUCCACCAUCUGUGAUGCCCUACCACCUCUGCAUCGACGGCGGGGGCACGAAGACGAGCGCCUUCCUCGCGCACGUUGGGACGCGCACUGUAGUUGCUGUGGGCCAUGCUGGCCCGUCGAACUUGACUUUCGGACUGGACGCAUGCCUCGCCGCAACGCGAGAGGCAGUUGCAGAUGCCGUAGAGGCGCUUCACCAGAUGGAUCCCGACUCAAGGAUCGCCUUUCCCCUCGGCGACGUGAGAUUUGACCGCGUCUGGGCGGCCUACGCUGGAUGCACCCGCCAGAGUGACCGAGACGCGCUUCUCCCGCCCCUGCAAGACAUGUUCGGGGAGGUGCGGCUCACUGGCGACGGCGAGCUGUUGACGGCCCCGGCGCUGGGUGGGCCGCCACAGCGCUUUGUUACGCUCAUCUGCGGGACGGGAUCGCUUGCGCUAUUGUGGACCUACAGGGACGGGCGAGCGGAGCAGCUCGCGCGCAGCGGCGGGUGGGGGCCACUCUUGGACGACGCCGGGAGCGGAUGGGCGCUCGGCAAGGAGGCCGUCAAAAGCGUGCUUACAUUUGUUGCGAAUAAGCGCGAGCUGAAGACCUGGCACCGCGAGGUGCUCGCGCACUUCGACCUUGACCGGGAAACGGGAGCCGAUCGGCUCAUCGCCAAAUCCUCGAAACUAGAUCCUCUGCUCUCGCCUGCAGAUGGCGAUGCGGAGCGCAAAAAGCGCAUUGCGGAGUGCUCCCGGCUUGUCGUAACUGCCGCGGAGAAGGGGGAUGAAGAAGCGCUCCGCCUCCUCGGAAUUGUUGCGGAGCAGGUGUGCUCAACGCUUGCCCCGCUGGUCACGGAGGCGAAGAGGCUCGGGGAAGAGGAGGAGACUAUGCUUGUAGUUGCCGGCGGACUGGGACAGGCGGAGGCGUUUUGGAGGCACGUUGAGAGACUGUUUAAGGAGCGCGAGUGGCGAUUCCGGACAGUCAAAGUGCCCGAACCGGGGAGAAGUGGGCUUGAGGGGCUGCUUAAGUAGAGGUGCGACAAUGUAUGUGACUGCUGUA